Falco peregrinus (peregrine falcon) is the source of this 696-nucleotide messenger RNA. RefSeq names its product anaphase promoting complex subunit 13 (gene ANAPC13). Gene Ontology annotation, biological process: protein K11-linked ubiquitination. The coding region runs from base 154 to 378 and encodes 74 amino acids. The transcript has 3 exons. Lineage: Eukaryota; Metazoa; Chordata; Aves; Falconiformes; Falconidae. The record is from RefSeq and is a predicted model, not a curated record. Gene Ontology annotation, cellular component: anaphase-promoting complex.
CCGCCCUCCCGCCGCGGCCAACCUAACGGCGGGCACGCCGGGGCCUGGCGGCGGUCGGGCUCUGCGCCUGCGCGGGCCUUGCGCCUGCGCACUCCGCGUCGGGGCUGCCCGCCGGCCGUGGGCAGGAUUUAGCUGCGCUCGCCUGCCACGAGGAUGGACAGCGAAGUGCAGAGGGAUGGCAGGAUCCUGGAUUUGAUCGAUGAUGCAUGGAGGGAAGAUAAAUUGCCGUACGAAGAUGUGGCUAUCCCUCUGAAUGAGCUUCCUGAACCAGAACAAGACAAUGGUGGCACAACAGAGUCUGUGAAGGAGCAAGAAAUGAAGUGGACAGAUUUGGCUCUGCAGUAUCUCCAUGAAAAUGUUCCACCCACGGGAAACUAGUGCAGUGGAUGCAUGAAUGCAAUAUAAAAAAAUAUUCAUCAGCUGACCAUCGCUGUCAUAAGCUCCUCCAAGGAGGAAACAUUUCUGAAAAAGGCUCAAUUCAAACAAUGGUUCUACUCCCAGUGACUAAACACUGUUUAAAAUGUUUCUGUAAUGAGUGUGAAAUAACAAUGGCUAUCUGGACACCUCAGAGCUACUAUCAGAAUGUUUCUCUUAUGUAAAAUUAUUUCAUAUCUUCUGUUAAAUUGUUAUUAAGUUGGUGCCAAUUCUGAUCUUAAAUGUUUUCUACAUGUGAUAAAAGAAGUCUUUUUUAUUGUC